Molecule: messenger RNA, 1461 nt
Organism: Peniophora sp. CBMAI 1063
Lineage: Eukaryota; Fungi; Basidiomycota; Agaricomycetes; Russulales; Peniophoraceae
Source: the annotation of a GenBank genome assembly
AUGACCAUCAGCACUGGUAACGGACACGCCGCACAGGCUCCCACAUCUGCGCUCGUCGAGCAGGCUACGCCCGAGCGCCCGAAAGAUGUCGGCAUCCUUGGCAUUGAGAUGUACUUCCCGCAGCGCUGUAUCUCUGAGGAGGCGCUCGAGGAGUUCGACGGUGUGUCGAAGGGCAAGUACACCAUCGGUCUCGGCCAGGAGUUCAUGGCAUGCUGCGACGACCGCGAGGACAUCAACUCCUUCGCUUUGACCGCCGUGCAGAACUUGCUUGAGAAGUACAACAUCGACCCGCGCUCGAUCGGUCGCCUCGACGUCGGCACCGAGACGAUCAUCGACAAGUCCAAGUCGGUCAAGACCGUGCUCAUGGACCUCUUCCAGUCUUCCGGCAACACCGACAUUGAAGGUAUCGACUCGAAGAACGCAUGCUACGGGUCGACUGCUGCGCUCUUCAACGCCAUCAACUGGAUCGAGUCUUCGUCCUGGGAUGGCCGCAACGCCAUCGUCUUCGCCGGUGACAUUGCCAUCUACGCAGAGGGAUCUGCGCGCCCGGCUGGUGGCGCUGGCGCUUGUGCCAUGCUUAUUGGCCCGAACGCGCCCUUGGUCUUCGAGCCGACGCACGGAAACUACAUGGCGAACGUGUACGACUUCUACAAGCCCAAGCUCGACUCGGAGUACCCUGAGGUUGACGGCCCGCUCUCUGUCACUUCGUACAUCACCGCCCUCGACAACUCGUACAAAACUUAUCGCGAGAAGAUUGGCAAGAAGGUGUACCCCAAGAACUCGCCGGCACCGGAAGGCGUCGACCCCAAGUCCUCCUUCUCGCUCGCCGACGUCGACUACAACGUCUUCCACAGCCCGUACGGUAAGCAGGUGCAGAAAGCACAUGCCCGCCUGCUCUGGAACGACUUCAUCUCUUCCCCCCAAAACCCCACCUUCGCCAACGUUGAGAAUGCUGCCGACGUUCUCGCACAGCCUUACCAGAAGUCCUUGACCGACAAGGCACUCGAGAAGGCCUUCAUCACCUUCGCCAAGCCUGAAUACGGCAAGAAGGUUGCGCCGACGAUGGCCACGGCGAAGCGUUGCGGCAACAUGUACACCGCAUCACUAUACGGCGGUCUCUCUUCGCUCAUCGCCGCCGUUGAGCCCAAAGAGCUCCUCGGCAAGCGCCUGAGCAUGUUCGCCUACGGCUCCGGCAUGGCCGCUUCCUUCUUCGUUAUCCGUGUCAAGGGCGACACGUCUGAGCUCCGUGAAAAGCUCGACUUGAAGAACCGCCUUGCGGCCAUCAAGGUCGUGCCAUGCCAGGAGUACGUUGACGCGCUCAAGAUCCGCGAGGAGAACCAUAAUGCUGUCAACUACACGCCCUCGGGUAACGUCGAGAACAUCUGGCCCGGCGGUUACUACCUCGAGCACAUUGACUCGAAGUACCGCAGGAAGUACAUCCGCAAGCCGGUAUCCGCGUAG